GUAACAUUUUCCCAUGACACCGGCAAGAUGUCCGCCACCACUGACUUGUUGCGUUUCGUCGAUUUUAACCAAGUUUUAUGACCAACAGUAGCUGGCUGUUUGAACUGUUUUACAGUGACAAAAUGAAAAUAUACUUGACAACAUGGGGUAGAUGAUGGUGAAUUCGAAAACCCCAUUAAUCAGCCGAUUGACUCAAUUUCUUAGUGAAGUGCUUCCAAAGUGGAAAAGUUUUAGUUUUAGCGACCAAAUGAAGACCAAGAAUUUCUACAUAUGUCUCCUAUUCAUAGCUGCUACUUCCACCUCCAUAUGGCUUCUAUCCAAUCCUUCUCCAAACCUGCACACCAUAGUCUCACAGACUCACAAACAGAUCAACAACAUCAAAAACAUUCCGACCAACAUCAGGACAUCCAACGAAGAGGAGCUCAGAGUCGAUCAUGUCUAUCUGGAUCGACUUGGAUUUUAUGACAAGGAUGCCAAGGUGGUUGGUAGUGACGUUAAAGAAUCACCGAUAAUUGGAACUUCAGCACUGCCUGGUCACUACGAAGAAACUUUGAAGUUUGUUAAAUCAACCCAAAAAAUUCUUCCGCAACAAAAAAUUUUGAUUUAUGAUCUUGGAAUUGGGACAACAGAAUCUCAACAGAUGAUUAAGUUCUGUAACAAGACAAGGACAUGUACUCUUAAAGUGUUUCCUUUUGAUAAAUUUCCUUCACAUGUGAGAUACCUGGAUACUAGCAGUUAUAGGCCCUUGGCCAUACAGGAGACCCUGAAAGAAUUCGGAGCUGUGAUAUGGCUGGAGCCACCCGAACACUUCACAACUAGCAAGCUAAACAAGGUGUUAGCACAGGCAAGAAGGAGGGGAAUAGCAGCCUGGACCAUACAGGAGCCGGCCUCUGCUCUAAUUCACCCAAAGAUGUUCAAAUAUUUCAAAACCAAGCAGGAUAAUUAUUAUUUUUUAAGGGCAGCGAAAGCCAACCAGUUGAUUAUUUAUAACACUGCAAAGAUAAGACAGGAUUUAAUGCUGCCUUGGGCUAAAUGUGCCCUAACAGAGGAGUGCAUCAACCCCACAGGUGCUCAAAACUUUGGCUGUAACUAUGACCUUAAGCCCCGUUUUAGGUAUAUGGGCUGUCACAAAUAUGAUAUGGCAGCCUUGAAUGUUAUUCUGGGAAUAAUGUUUGACUUUUCCGAGUCGCCGUAUGAAGUGGAAGAAGAAAUAUUCGGUGUUUUAGUUAUGGAACAGAAUGGGAACUCAACUUAUCCACGAUAUGUUACCAGGGACAAACUUACUCAGAUUAGAUAAUUUUAACUAGUAUAUGAUAUAACAAACUAUGUAUUAAUUUAAAAAGAUUGAGCAAAAAUAGCCUGUGCAAGUUUUGUUCUCAGCAUGACAUGAGGUCUUGGGUAGUAACUUAGUAAGGUUUUAACUCUUGAUGGUAUUAAUUAGUGCUGAAUUCCUUGAUUUGUACUGGAUAUUUUUGUAAGUGGGGUCCUUUUCAGGAUUUAUGGAAACUUUCUGCAUAGAUUGAAUAGAAUGUCUGAAAAUUGCUAGGGGCAUCUUAAUGUUUAUGCUUCAAAAUGCUAUAGGGAUGAAGGCUUUGAAAUACACUGUACCUGGAAAAUAAGAGGCAUGUUCAGGAUGGCGAGCAUUAACUGAAGCACUUGCAUAACAAGAUAUCAUCUUUACGUAUUAGUGGGUGAACUUGAUUGCACUCAGAAUGGCGAUCUCCAGAAUAUAUAUUGCGCGCUGCCUUUAAUUUAAUUUCUUAUUACAGUGAAUACUCACCACUAGAGCAAAACUAUCAUCACUUAUUCAAUAGAAGUCAUCUUACCAGAAUGAUGACUUAGAGCUUCUUUUUUUAUGAACAAUUCCAACAUAACUCUCUCAUCCUCAUUUUUUAGUGCCAACCUCUCCAUCGUAAUUACAAUUUAUUCUAUUUUGUAUAUGAUAUGAACAUUAUCUCAUGAACAUAACGCAUUAAAUUGUUUUAUGCAUAUGAAUUAGAUUCAGAAACUAGCUUACAACAUAAAUCUUUCUCCAUUUCUAAAGGUCACAAGCUGUUAAGAGCAGGAAAGAAAUUAAUCGGCAUAAAUAGGUGCACACAUGGAUGUGAGAAAAAUAGGGGGGGGGGGGGGGGGGCAUAGAAAAUUUAGUGAACAGGUGAGAUUAUAGAAAACGGGAAAGUUCAUGGCAUAGUGCCUAGUCUAAAUGUGAUGCCAUGCAUUUAUAGCUACUUAUAGGGCAAAUGGACAAUCAUUCUAAUCUCUUCGAUAUUAUAAUAAAGUUCUGGACGCACACAAAAAUCAAUGAAUUUUCCUCCCUUGUAAGUUCAUUGGCAACAAACACUAGUAUUUAGGUGGAGAUAGGAUAGUUGUAUUUGCUGACAAACUGGCCCUCUGAGUAUGUGUAGGUAUGCCGAGACUUGUAUGCUUGUUUAGAAUUGAUCUCUCAUUGUUGCUUGCGAGUGCUCUGUGUUCUGAAAACGUCUCUAAAUUAUGUUCAUGUUAUUGUUGGUACUUUACAAAAACCGACAAUCUUCUUGGCAUUACUAAAUGAUUAUGAUACAGAUUUUCCCUAAAGCAGGUUUCAUUAUUAGAUAAUUAUAUACAUGUACCGAGCUUAAUAUUGAUAAUGAUUUUUCAAGUCUUUGUGAUGAAACUAAGGGUAUUGAUAACAUAUUUAUUUAUUAAGUUUUAAUAUGAAAAGUUAAGUUCAUUGCCACUGUAAAUCACUUAGAUUUUGCGAGUAAUUCUUCAGACAUAUUAGCAAACACAUACUUUUGUGAAUGCUUAAUUAUAAUUAGAGUAAUGGACUCCUUAAGACUCCUUUAUCUUUAACUGAUAGCUUAGCCGCCAUGCAAAGGUGUUAUUUUUAAUACAAAUCACGGAAGGAUUUGAAUUUGCGAUUGACUCUCCUAUUGCAAAAAUACAUCUGACGCAAAAUAUAAGUGAUUUACAGUACUCACCAGUUGAUGUAUAAAAUUGUGUUUCUUUUUACACCAAAGUCAUGUAGUACAUUUAUUUGUAUUGUAGUAAUUUUAAUAUUCAGAGUCAACAACAUCAGAAUUUUAUUAUAUAAUGAUGUCACUGUUUCAUUUUUUUUCUGCUUUUAUCUUGAACAUAUUCUUUAACCCAUUGAAUCAUUCAGGGAUGAAAAUGUUCAGCCGAUUGGCUGAUUUCAGCCUUUUUGAGAAUAUCAGUGUAAUGUAAACUUGUAAUUUUUCCCAUUGAAAAGAUUGAGUAAUCUAAUUUUCAGCCUUUUUGCCCUUAGUCCAUUUUCAUCUCUGAUCAU
This is a messenger RNA of Pecten maximus, 3286 nucleotides long. RefSeq lists its product as uncharacterized. NCBI's taxonomy places the organism in Eukaryota, Metazoa, Mollusca, Bivalvia, Pectinida, Pectinidae. The record is from RefSeq and is a predicted model, not a curated record.